AUGUCGGCUUCAAUACUAGACGAUCUAGUGCUUAUGUUCACCGUCACCUCAGUUGACCAGAUAAAAACUGCCCCCUCACGCGCAGAACCGAGACUUUCCAGGGAAGAUGCACACGUCAUAGACGCUGGCGCAUCCCACGCCUUUUCGGGCGCACUGGAAGGACGUGCUUCCGGCUCGAACCCACACGGAAGCGGAGCUCAUUUGGACAAUGCCAAUUAUGAAGAGCGGAACACGGAUGUAAAAGUACCAAGCCCAGCCAUAUCUGGGCUGGAUCCCAUCAGCAAGCUCGCGUUUGCAUCUAACCGCGCUUUCUUUCAGCGCGACCUCGACGCCAUCAUAUAUGCCGACCUUUAUUCUCCUCUGGAAUCAAAUCUCCACGAUGGCCCAUACGUGCCGCACGGCUACUUAGACUCCCCCAGCACCUCUGCACACGCGCACUUGUCACCUUCAACGUAUCAAACCCGGUCUCGCCAAGGGCCUCUUCAAAGCGCACAGAGAGAAAAACAGCAGACGGGCGAGGCGGCUUACCGACUCGCAGAGGCUGAACGUCGGAACAGACUGAGAGAAGAGGAGAAAACACGGCGGACACUGCGGAUUCAAAAGCAGGUCGAUGAAGGUAUGAUCGCGUUUCAGCUCGAAAAAGAACAAGCCGCGCACCACACUGCCGAAGUAGAUCGUCGCAACAAGCAGCGCGAACAAGACAAAAUGCAGCGAAGGUCGGACGUUCAGAAGCAGGUUAAUGAUGGCGUCCGAGCCACUCAGCUCGAAAAGGAAUGCGAGCGUGUACGUGUCGAGGCGGAUCGGAGCGCCUGCCGAAAGUGGCUCUUUGUUCCGAACACAUCCUCUUCUAGCAUCGCCGUAGAUGUAUCUUGUGAGACAGUGGAUCUCUAUACAGCAUUAGGUCGCCAGAUGAGAGGCUUCUGGGAAGAGUCACGCCCUCCCGCAUCCGAUCAGGCGCAACGCAACGAGGUCAUCGCCGACGUGCAGUGCGCCAUCAAUGCCAAGUGGCCUGGUCAAGGUCUCCAAGUCGCGGCGUUUGGCUCCAGCGUGACGGGCCUCAUCACCGAGUCCUCGGAUCUCGACCUUGUCUUGCUCGAUCCUACGCGUCCAUAUGGCGUUGGAACACCACCAGAGCUGCGUCGAGUUUCCAAACAAAUUGUUCGUCAUACGGACGGCAUGCCAGAGUGGUACAGCACCAGCCAGAUCGCCAAAGCCGUCCGUAACUCGGCCAAGUUCCGCAACAUCGUCCCCAUCAGUGGUGCCCAUGUACCCAUCGUCAAGAUGGUCCAUCGCAAGUUCAACAUACCCGCGGAUAUCAACAUCAACGAGCGAUUUGGCCUCUUCAACUCGCAGCUCAUCCAAGCCUACGCCGAUCUGCAGCCUUUGAUCGUGCGUCCGCUCAUCUUUUUCCUCAAGCACUGGUACUCGCGUAGUGAUCUCAACGAUCCAUCGGGCAAGGGCGGAUUCAUGACAUUCAGCAGCUACACGAUCGCUCUGAUGGCGUUACAGGUACUCCAAAUUGAAGGCGUGCUGCCAAAUUUGCAGAGCCCAGUUCUCCUGACUACCCUCAACAUCCGACCCAGUUUUCUCUAUUCACGCGUCAGACGACUGGGACGCGGCAAGAAUACACGACAACGUGUCGUCGAAGAGCCGUCGCCACCGAAAAAGUACGACGUCACGUUCGCGACAAACCAUCCUGAUCUGAGCCUGCAGAAAAGGCAAAUACCCGGACUUGCUGCUGUUGGCCCUGAAUUAAAGACCGUGUCCAAGAUGGAUCGCUUGCUAGGCAGGAUGCUAGUAUCUUUCAUCCGAUUCUAUAUGCAGUUUGACCGACGCACACAAGUUGUGUCUGUGGUCAACGGAUCUCCACUGCAACGAAAGAAGGCUCCACUUGCAAGACAAGUCAUCCUCGUUGACUCAACCAGCGAGGAUGGCGGUGCCGAACGCGACAGAAUCGGUUCCGAUAGGUCUCGAGAUUCUUUUGGUGCUGCUUCCCGAGACCACGACGCCCGUGUUGGCCUUCGCGAGGAGCAGAUAGAUAUUUGGGCGGAUGAAGAGUUGGUAGUGCAAGAUCCUUUCAUCAUUGACCGCAACACGUCGCGAAACAUCAAGGCUGCCGCGAUCGAAAGGUGGCAAAACACGAUGCAGAGCGCUGCUGAUUACCUUGGCCUACACAAGGAACACGAUGCGAGUGACGCUCCAAGGCAACGACUGAAGGACGCACCGCUCAUCCUCGACCUCUGCAAUCACGGCAGUGCACGUCUCGAUGCGAAUGCUACAUCGGGGCCCGGUGAAAGAGGCACUGACAUCGGAGCGGUGGAGCUGUGGCGACUGCAGGAGAAAGCAGAAGCGCAGGCGCGCGAAUCCGCCAAACAAGCUGCGAAAGACCGGUACAAGGAGAAGAGGAAGCAAGCAAAAGCUCGUAGAUCUGAGGUCAAAGAAGCGCAUAGGCUACGGGAGGAUAUGGCCAGACGGGCAGACAAGAUCGAAGCUUUAGGUUCACAUGAGUCGAUGGGAUCGAGGAACCAGCAGCCCUCUCAUAACUGGCGCUCAUAUCCAAACAACGGGAGCGGCAGUAGCAUCGGCGGUAGUCACAGUGCCGCCUUCGGUGCCGGAAUGAAGAACGAUCCGAGCUUUGUCGACAUGUGGAAUUCACCAGCGUCGUCGACAGCGCCAGCACCACCCAGAGCUGGACCCAUGCAUGCCGAUACAACGAAGCAGGCUUAUACUGGAAGAGCGGAUCACGGUCCCACUUAUUCUGCCAAGACAGAAGCCUCUUCAGAGACAGAUGCCUCUUCCGAGUCAGAAGACAUUGAUCUCGUUGCUUUGCGCCUGGCACGAGGCGCUCACGGUGCUGACUCGUAG
This is a messenger RNA of Mycosarcoma maydis (corn smut), 2865 nucleotides long. RefSeq lists its product as uncharacterized. The record is from RefSeq and is a predicted model, not a curated record. The coding region runs from base 1 to 2865 and encodes 954 amino acids. Gene Ontology annotation, molecular function: nucleotidyltransferase activity. The transcript has a single exon. NCBI's taxonomy places the organism in Eukaryota, Fungi, Basidiomycota, Ustilaginomycetes, Ustilaginales. Gene Ontology annotation, biological process: RNA 3'-end processing.